AUGGAUCAUAGCCCAGCUUGCAAGGACAAGAAGAAGAAAACCAUAGACCAGUCCAUGCUACUCUGCUGUAAGCUUUACAUAUCUGAAUCGCGCAACCACGCUGCUCUGGACGCCAUUGAACGUGCUGCCAGGCUCGAUCCAGAGUCUGUCAUUGUUAACAAGUUUGAGGACCGAGCUUACAAUAGGGUCAGGUACACUAUUGUGUCCUAUGUUAUGCAUGAUAGCACAGGAAGUGCCAUAUAUAGCCCCUUGCAGCAAACUGUAAUGGCCAUGGCUGAGGCAGCCUUUGGAGCCAUUAACCUUGAACAGCACUCCGGGGCUCACCCUCGGUUAGGGGUUGUCGACGACAUUGUCUUCCACCCGCUGGCUAGGGCAUCUCUGGAUGAAGCUGCUUGGCUUGCCAAGGCAGUGGCAGUGGACAUUGGCAAUAGGUUCCAAGUGCCAGUAUAUCUGUAUGCUGCAGCACACCCUACAGGCAAGGCCCUUGACACCAUCAGGCGUGAGCUUGGCUACUACAGACCCAAUUUCAUGGGCAGCCAAUGGGCAGGAUGGACAAUGCCAGAAAUCCUCCAUGAGAAGCCUGAUGAAGGGCCAACUAGUAUAUGCCCCGCCAGAGGCAUCUCGAUGAUUGGGGCACGUCCAUGGGUUGCCUUGUACAACAUACCCAUAUUGUCCACAGAUGUCGCAGCCACUCGACGGAUUGCACGGAUGGUGAGUGCCCGAGGGGGCGGACUCCCAACUGUGCAAACACUGGGCCUUGUUCAUGGUGAGGACUCCACAGAGAUAGCUUGCAUGCUCCUAGAGCCCAACCAGAUUGGAGGGGACAGAGUUCAGAACCAUGUUGAGAUGCUAGCGGCUCAAGAAGGGCUGGAUGUGGAGAAGGGUUACUUCACUGAUCACUCACCAGAUAUGAUUAUUGAAAAGUAUAUGAAACUAACAUCUGAAGACAGAAACUAA
Prunus armeniaca (apricot) is the source of this 957-nucleotide messenger RNA. The record is from the annotation of a GenBank genome assembly. Lineage: Eukaryota; Viridiplantae; Streptophyta; Magnoliopsida; Rosales; Rosaceae.